Halichondria panicea is the source of this 1652-nucleotide messenger RNA. RefSeq names its product ultra-long-chain fatty acid omega-hydroxylase-like. The transcript has a single exon. The record is from RefSeq and is a predicted model, not a curated record. NCBI's taxonomy places the organism in Eukaryota, Metazoa, Porifera, Demospongiae, Suberitida, Halichondriidae. Gene Ontology annotation, molecular function: oxidoreductase activity, acting on paired donors, with incorporation or reduction of molecular oxygen; monooxygenase activity; iron ion binding. The coding region runs from base 48 to 1568 and encodes 506 amino acids.
GGGCUGCUGAAUGGCAAAAUAAUAAUUAAUUAUAGCUGAGCUAAAACAUGGAGCCUUUGCUUGUGAUUUCUGCACUCUUACUGGUCGGAUUGUUCAUCUUCAAUGUUCCAGGUCGUCUGUUUCGAUACUAUGUUCAUUGGAAGGCAGUUAGAAACAUCCCAGGACUUCCAGCACAUUGGCUGUUUGGAAACUUACUUGACGUACGAAAGAUGUUGGAAUCUGAAGAGGAAUAUCACAAAGUUAUGAAAUAUGCCGUGAAAGAAAAGCGCUGGAAAAUGGUUAGAACAUGGAUCGGUCCAUUCCAACCGUCCAUCGACAUUUAUCAUUGCAGUCUUGCAGGGAAGGUGCUCAAGCAACCUAAGAACGCUGCCGAGUAUCGUUUGUUCAAACCUUGGCUUGGCGAUGGACUUCUUAUAUCCAAAGGAUCAAAAUGGGCCAGAAAUCGUCGUUUGCUAACUCCAGCUUUUCACUACGAAAUCCUCAAGCCUUAUGUGCCUGUGUACAACAAUUGUGUUAAGGAAUUACUUGACAAGUGGACAGCAUUGAUGGAUAAAAAUAAACAAAUUGAACUUUUUAAUAGCAUUAGUUUGCUCUCACUGGAUAUCAUCCUUCAGUGCUCUUUCAGUUUCUCCAGCAAUUGUCAAGACACUACACAAAGCCAUCCAUAUAUUGAGGCGGUUCAAGAGCUAGUAGAACUGACCACAGAGAGAUUCGUUACUUUGGUUGGCAGAAUUGACUGGCUAUUCAACUUGACACCCACUGGACGCAAGUACAACAAACUUUGUCAGUUUGUGCACAGUCACUCGAGAAUGGUUGUACAAAAGAGAAAGGAAGAGUUGGAAGUGGGCAAAACUGGCUUCUCAGAGAGUGAGCUGCGGACUAGAAAGAAGGGGAAGUACCUGGAUUUCCUGGACGUUCUGCUCAUAGCUAGAGACGAGGAUGGCAAUGGCCUCACCGAUCAAGAGAUUCAAGAUGAAGUGGACACAUUCAUGUUUGAGGGCCAUGACACGACGACCAGUGGGAUGUGCUGGACCCUGUACUGUCUAGCAAAGCAUCCUGAGGCCCAGGAGAAAGUACGUGAGGAGGUGAGGAGUGUGCUUCAGGGACGAGACACCCUUGACUAUGAUGAUCUUAAAGAGCUCAAGUACACUCAGUGGGCCAUCAAGGAGGCCAUGAGACUCUACCCUCCUGUCUUCUUUAUAUUCAGAAAAGCAACGGAGGAAAUGAUACUGGACGGCCAUAUCAUUCCCAAGGGGAUGAACUUUGGCAUUGGUAUACGACAGAUCCAUCGCCACCCGGAAACUUGGGAGAAUCCUGAUGAAUAUGACCCUCUUCGUUUCCAUCCCAGCAACUGCGAGGGUCGUGACCCCUAUGCCUACAUUCCAUUUUCUGGUGGUCAGCGAAACUGCAUUGGACAGAACUUUGCUCUGAAUGAAGAGAGGAUUGUGAUUGCCUCCAUUCUAAACAGAUUCAAGUUAUCGCUAGUACAAGGACACAAAGUUGAGACAGCCCCUAAAGUUGUGUUACGAAGCAAGAAUGGUAUCAAGAUCAAUCUAGAACCACUUUAGUUUUAUUACAUUUAAUUAUAAUUAUAGCUGUUGUGAUUUGAACUGUAUGUACGUACACCAAUGAUAUAAUUAUACGAAUCAUAA